AUGAGCCAUUGCCUCUUCUUGAGUGUGCUUUGUUGGUGUGUCUUGUCAAAGUGGGAGCAAUCCGGCUGUAAGGCGUUGACACUGAACUCCGUCAUCCUCCACCAAAUCUCGGGUGGGGGAGCGGGAGUCUAUCAGAGAAGGAGGAGGAGAAGUUGGGUGUGGAACCAAUUCUUUGUGCUGGAGGAGUACACAGGGGAUGAGCCUCUGUACAUCGGAAAGCUUCACUCUGACAUGGAUAAAGGUGAUGGCAAAGUAAAGUACUUCCUAGCCGGGGAUGGAGCCAUGUCUAUCUUCACCAUCAAUGAGGAAACUGGAGACAUCCACGCCAUUAAGAGGCUGGACAGAGAACAGCAGCCCUAUUACACCCUGAGAGCUCAGGCGCGAGACAAAAUCUCCAACAUGUUGGUGGAGCCAGAGUCCCAGUUCAUCAUCAAAGUCCAGGACAUCAAUGAUAACGCUCCAAGAUUCCUCGAUGGACCAUACAGUGCCCAGGUUGAUGAGAGCUCACCUGUAGGUACGUCAGUGGUGACUGUGGUGGCAACAGAUGCUGAUGAUCCAACCUAUGGAAACUCUGCCAGACUCGUCUACAGCAUCCUGCAGGGUGAGCCAUACUUCUCUGUGGAGCCAAAGACAGGUGUGAUAUUGACAGCUCUGCCAGACCUGGAUCGGGAAGCACGGGACCAGUACCUGCUGGUCAUCCUGGCUAAAGACAUGGUGGGUCAGAUGGGAGGUCUGUCAGGAACCACAUCUGUCACUGUGACACUGACUGACAUCAAUGACAACCCACCUCGCUUCCCUCUCAAGCUAUACCAGUUCACUGUACCGGAGUCGGCUUUGAUCUUAUCUGUGGUUGCUAAGAUCAAAGCCGUGGAUCUCGAUCUGGGUCAGAAUGCUGAAAUGGAUUACAAGAUCCUGGACGGAGAUGAAGUGGGAACUUUUGGCAUCAUCACAGAUCCGGACACACAGGAGGGUCUGAUCAUCUUACACACGCCUCUGGACUUUGAGAGCAGAUCCAGUUUCUCUUUACAUGUAGAAGUCUCCAACCGCAUAGUGGACCCUCGCUUUCUUUUGGUGGGUCCAUUCAGUGACCUGACCACAGUUCAGCUUCAGGUGGAGGACGUGAAUGAGCCCCCGGUGUUCACCCCUCCUGUCAGUUGGAUGAUGGUCUCUGAAGGGGCUCCAGUGGGAACUGUAGUGGGAUCCGUUUCAGCUAGUGAUCCAGAUGACUCCAACAGUCCAGUCAGGUACGCCAUCGACAAAAGCUCCGACCUGGAGCGUCACUUCAGCAUCGACAGCAGCUCAGGUGUCAUCAGGACGAACAAACAUCUGGACAGAGAGAGCAGAGCUCUGCACAACAUUACCAUCACCGCAACUGAGAAACAGGGUCCGUCUCUGGCGGGCUCAGCAGUGGUUCUGAUCUCUGUGACAGACGUUAACGACAAUGCUCCGAGCUUUGCCAGGAAGUACCAAACCUCAGUCUGUGAGAACGCCCUGCCAGGACAGGUUGUUGAGACGCUGAGCGCUGUGGAUCCUGAUGAACCAGAGAGAGGACAUCGCUUCCUGUUUUCCCUGACGGCAGCUAACCACAGUUUCACUUUGACAGACAACCAUGAUAACACAGCCUCUGUCCUGACUCGCCAAACUGGUCUCCUGCGGCGGGAUCAGUCGAUGCACUUCCUGCCGGUGGUGAUCUCAGAUGGCGGCCGCCCGUCGCUGAGCAGCACCAACACCUUGACCAUCACCGUGUGCAGCUGUGACCUCCUUGGAGGGCAGCGGCUGUGCCACUGGGGGGCGCCACACCUCCAAGGCAUCCUGAGUGCUGCCACUGUCCUGACCUGUGUCGUCACACUGCUGGGCGUUGUCAUAGUGACCACAGUCAUCAGAUGCAGGAAGCAGCAAACCCGGAUUUUGGACCACGAGCAGGACAUCCAAGAGAACAUAGUCUACUAUGAUGAUGAAGGUGGCGGAGAGGAGGACACCGAGGCCUUCGACAUGUCUGCACUGAGGCACCUGAACCAAACCAAGCUCACCAGGCUGCCAAACUCCAGGACAGAAAAACACAGGAUGAUCCAGGAGUUCAUCAGGGACCGACUCCAGGUGGCAGACCAAGACCUGACAGCGCCUCCCUUUGACUCCCUGCAGACUUACAACUUUGAAGGUUUGGGGUCAGCAGCCGUGUCACUGAGCUCGUUGAACUCCCAAGACUCAAGAGAAUCCGAGGGGAGCUACUCCUUCCUGAAGGAGUGGGGGCCGAGGUUCAGGAAGCUUGCUGAACUCUACAGUCACCACAAGGGGGGGAGGUGGCUCGAUCUGCAGGAGAGUGAUUUGUGAAGAGUGGCGUAACUUUUCCGGUCCUCAGACCAAUGAAGCAUGUUUGAUGCAUUCUGCCUGAAGUCUUUCCUGACCGAUCUCCUUUGGACUCCUGUUUCAUUUUGUAAUAUUUGGGCACAGCUAAGAAAACCAAUGAGAAGAACAAUGUGCAAGACAUGAACUAACUGCUGAAGCCACGCCCAUCUGAUCUCAUUUCCUGUUAUUUCACAGUAAAAGCUCCCAUUUUUAUUCCCAAACUGCACUGAAGAUGUUCAGACUGUUUGUUCAGACUGUUUACCAAGUUUAUUUUGUCUCUGUUCUGGUUCUGUUUUUUUGGACCUGUGCAUGAAUGGAUUUUUAUGUAUAAUUCAAAGUGUGAUUGAAUCUAUUGUUCAUUUUCUGCCUCGCACGUUCUUUUCCCAAAGAGUUUAUUGAGAUCAAAGUUUAUAAAAGACAAACUACUUCUUAAUACUGAGAGUUUGCUGACUUAAUUUGCACAAAAUCCUAUCUUUUGGUUCCCAGUGAAAACACCUGGGAGUAAUUUUGUGCCACCAGCAAUAUUCUGGUUCUACAAUAUUAGAGCCAGUGUACUCAACGAAGAGUUCUUUAAGAGCAAGUAGGGCCAGUUCAUUUGGAAACCAAACCAGAACAAUCUCUGUAAAAGCUGAGAAGCGUCCCAUCACUACCCCAAAAUGCCAUUGACUAGGGGAACUCAUUCGACGUUUAAGAUAAAAGUGUCUGAAAAGUACCUGACUGUGUGGGAUUGUUUCUUUGUCGCAAAGACAACAUAAACUUUGAGAAAGAUCACUGACACAGUUGAGUAGAGGUCGAUUCAGAACCAUUUUCUAUGGUGAAUUGGAGCAUCUACCCUGUCUACUCUCUGCAGAAGAAUCCCACCUGUAACUCAGAGACAGAUGUCAUUCAGCUAUUGGGAAUCACUGUCAAUUGAUUGUGAACUGAUCUGCAGAUAUACUGACUUUAAACCCAAGAACCUGCAUAGAUCCCUGUAUGGUUUAACCCUCGUGCUCUCUUAUGGGGUCCAGAUGACCCACCCUUACAUUGGUGUGUGAUCCCUCUCCUGACAAAGGUGGACAGGAUUUUAUGUAUGCCACAGACACCAGUGAAGAAUAAAAAUCAUUGGGAAAAAAAAGUCUGUCUUGUGGGGUCCAGAUGACCCCAGUUUUAAUGUAAACAUGCCUAAUUUAGCACAAGGAUUGAGUAUGGUUCACAAUCCAAAACUUUAAGCAAUAGAAUGCAACAAGUUGAACCCCAGGAAGUGAAGAUCCAUGGUUAGGAAUAUAAACUACUCACAAUGACUUAGAGGGAAGAAAACGUUUGGACUGAACCAUCCAACAGGUGGCGGGGUCAGAGCUCACUCCAUACUAGCAUCUCAGAAACAGAGACACAGGUCCUCCAUCCCCUGGCCCCACAUUUUACAGCUUGUUCCUUUCAGACCCUAAAAGGGACAGGCUGCUCAGGAGAUGUAUGAAUGAAUGACAUUCCUUAGGUUCCAUUUAUGCAGUUAGGUAGGUUUAUGGUCAUUCCCCUAAAUUUAGGGUUGGGAUCUUAUCCCUGGGUUAGGGCUACAAUCUGAUAAACAAUUUUAAUCCAAGUGGGAUAUGGAAAGUUUAAGGCAAACUACCCUGAGUUAAGCUUAGGGUUCCACUCAUGCAAGAAUAGGAUGUGGUAGUAGGGAGGUCCCAGAUUAGGGCUAAAACCGUAAAAAUAAAUAAAAAAAUAAAUAACUUAAAAGACUCAGGGUUACUCCUUGACAUUUUGACUAACAGUAACAUCAACCACCUUUUACACAACGUGCUGAGUGAGAAAAGACGACAAGAACAGAUACCUCUAAAGUUUAGAAAUGGGAUGUAAAGAAAUGUCGUUGUUUUUAUGGCCAUCUGAUUGUUAGACACUUCUGAUGUUCCAUACUAUCUUUGUGGGGAAUUUUAUUUUAUUUUAUUUAUUUUUUUGACAUGGUCUGCUGCGUUUCAUUUGAACAAUUUUUUCAACAAAACCUAACGCAUUUGUUGACUAAAAUUCAUUAACUUUUUUGUUGUAGUUG
Messenger RNA from Oryzias melastigma (Indian medaka), 4372 nucleotides. Its product is annotated as cadherin-7. Gene Ontology annotation, cellular component: plasma membrane; catenin complex; adherens junction. Lineage: Eukaryota; Metazoa; Chordata; Actinopteri; Beloniformes; Adrianichthyidae. Gene Ontology annotation, biological process: cell-cell junction assembly; multicellular organism development; cell morphogenesis. Bases 1 to 2331 code for a protein of 776 amino acids. The record is from RefSeq and is a predicted model, not a curated record. The transcript is spliced from 11 exons. Gene Ontology annotation, molecular function: cadherin binding; calcium ion binding.